UCUCAGCACCAGCAGGCCAUAAAUAAAAAUUAACUUGUAUCUUGUGAACUUAGGACCACAAUUAACAAUAAACUCUUCAUUCUACUGUUAUUUUCGGUAUCUUGAAAUGCCUGGAUUUGCUUCCAGAGCAUAUUUAACUAAUAUUAUUGCAGUGUAAUAUGUUGUGUAAACAAGAAUGACAUCAAUCUAGAAAAUGCAGUUUUCUGCUCUACACAAUUUUCUGAUCUUAAUUUUUCUUACAUUCUUUCAAGGCUCAAGAAGUGAUGGUGCUGUGCUGAGCUCCAGUGGGGAAGAUGCUGCUAGAAGGCAGACAAGUAAAGAGAUGGAGAUGAAGUCCAACGGCCCAGAGGGGCACCAGACGGCCAGCUACACAGCACUGCUAACGUCUCCCAGGCCUGCUGUCAACAAACGCCUCAGGCUGCCUGGCUCGGAGCUGGUCUGUUACUGCACUAACUGCCCUCAAGGCCAGUGUACAACUGAUGGCUACUGCUACACCACCAUCACUGUUGACACUACCACAGGCUUCCAUGAGACAUAUGAGCGGCAGUCUUGCCUGAACAGAAGCAGUCAGUUCCCUCCAGGCGACCAUUUCAAAUGUCGUGGUGGGGGCCAGUACACUGUUUACCCACGCAUGACUGAGCUCGUAGUUUGCUGUCGGGAUGAACAUUUAUGCAACACUCGUGUUGCUUGGCCAAUAUCCCAGCAGCAACAUACUGCUCCUGUCUAUGGUCCAAAUGAAGAAUACAUUCGCAAGGUGUACCUCACUCCUGUAGACAAUGAGCGAGCUAACAAUGAACUGGUUGACUUCACCAGCUCUGGCUCAGGCUCAGGUCUGCCGCUGCUGGUGCAGCGCAGUAUCGCCCGUCAGGUGCAGCUGUUGGAGGUGGUCGGCAAGGGCCGCUUCGGCGAGGUCUGGAAGGGACGAUGGCGGGGCGAGCACGUCGCUGUCAAGAUCUUCUCGUCGCGUGACGAGAGCUCGUGGUUCCGUGAGGUGGAGAUCUACCAGACCGUCAUGCUGCGCCACGAUAACAUCCUGGGCUUCAUAGCGGCUGAUAACAAAGAUAAUGGGACAUGGACGCAGCUGUGGCUGGUGGCAGAGUUUCACCCCCACGGGUCCCUCUUUGACUUCCUGCUGCGCGGACCCAUUGACCCCGCGUCUCUGGUGCGCAUGGCCCACAGCAUCGCCACUGGCCUGGCGCACCUCCAUAUGGACAUCAUGGGCGGCACUGAAGGCAAGCCGGCAAUCGCGCACCGAGACCUGAAGAGCAAGAACAUCUUGGUCCGCAGCAACGGAACUUGCGCCAUUGCCGACCUAGGGCUGGCGGUGCGCUACUACACGCACUCGCACUGCCUCGACAUCGCCCCCAACACCAGGGUCGGCACCAAGCGCUACCUGGCGCCGGAGAUCCUGGACGAGACAAUGAACAUGGGCCACUUCGAGAGCUUUAAGCGCGCGGACGUGUACGCGCUGGGGCUGGUGCUGUGGGAAAUGUGCCACCGCACGGCGCACCCCGGCGCCCCCGCCGCGCAGGAGUUCCAGCUGCCGUACUACGACCUCGUGCCCGCUGACCCGUCCAUUGAGGACAUGAAGAGAGUCGUCGUCACCGAGCGCAAGAGGCCUGCCAUACAUCCUGCCUGGCGUAGCUGCCCUGAGCUGAAGCUGGUGAGUCACGUGAUGAGUGAGUGCUGGUACCACACAGCCGCCGCCAGACUCACCGCCCUCAGGAUAAAGAAAAGCCUCGCUGCCCUCUCCCCUUCCCUCAACUGCGCCACAUGAAGAGCCUCUUCCUCGCCCCUCCCCUUCCCUCACCUGCCCCACAUGAAGAGCCUCUCCCUCGCCCCUCCCCUUCCCUCACCUGCCCCACAUGAAGAGCCUCUCCCUCGCUCUUCCCUACCUCCUCCCCUUCCCUCACUUGCGCCACAUGAAGAGCCUCGCCCUCGCUCUUCCCCACCUCCUCCCCUUCCCUCACUUGCGCCACAUGAAGAGCCACUCCCUCGCUCUUCCCUACCUCCUCCCCUUCCCUCACUUGCGC
Molecule: messenger RNA, 2033 nt
Organism: Hyalella azteca
Lineage: Eukaryota; Metazoa; Arthropoda; Malacostraca; Amphipoda; Hyalellidae
Product: TGF-beta receptor type-1
Exons: 10
Coding region: 194-1777 (527 amino acids)
Biological process (GO): cellular response to growth factor stimulus; protein phosphorylation; nervous system development
Cellular component (GO): plasma membrane; activin receptor complex
Molecular function (GO): activin receptor activity, type I; ATP binding; activin binding
Source: RefSeq, a predicted model, not a curated record